GAGUUUCCAAGCAUUUGUAGGGAAGGGGGAAAAAGGGAGGAGAAAAGAGAGAAGAAGGGUUCUUAUAUAAAAGAAACUUCUCCUCCCCCUGGGCCUGGGGCCCUGAAGUCCAGUACCUACCUUCCCCUCCCCUGUCCUCCACCCAUGAGGAGGCCCAGGUAUGCAAAUCUCUCAAAGUUACAAGUUGUUAGGAUCCUUUGAGAAAUCUGGACAUUUUGUUAUGGAUCCUCCUGGCUCUGACCUUGACUCCCAGGAGGACAGACAUACUGAAGGACAAUGCAGGUCCACGCAGUCCCAUCUCUGUUGCUGACCAUCUUCCUCCUAGCGGAGCCCCCAAAGGCUUGGAGCCACCGGGUCUCCCGCCGCGACCUCCUGUCUCGAGAGUCCCCCCUGGACAUGUCGCCAGCCUCCUUCGAUGACCAGUACGCUGGCUGUGCAGCAGCUAUGGAGGCCGUCCUACCGGACCUCAACCGCACAGAGUUUAGUGCCAGCCCAGUCUAUGCCGAAGCCUGGAACUCAGCAGCUGCCCGCUGGCAGGAGCGCCGGGACUGGGAGCUGAAGGGCACCCCUUCUUCUCGGCAACUGCCGCCGCCGGGCUUCAGGGACGAGCAUGCUGUGGCCCUCCUGGCCUACACGGCCAACAGCCCCCUGCAUCGAGAGUUCAACGCGGCGGUGAGGGAGGCUGGCAGAUCUCGGGCUUAUUACCUGCGAUAUUUUCCUUUUAAGACGCUUCACUUCCUGCUCACAGAGGCUCUGAGGCUGCUGCGCUCCGGCCAGCAGCCCAGGUGCUAUCAGGUCUUUCGGGGCGUGCAUGGGGUCCGCUUCCGACCCCUGGGGCCGGGGGCCACGGUUCGCCUGGGGGCCUUUGCCUCCGCUUCCCUGAUGGAUGCCGCCGCCCACCAGUUCGGAGAGGAUACCUUCUUUGGCAUCUGGACUUGUCACGGAGUGGCUAUAAAGGGCUAUUCCUUCUUCCCCGGAGAGGAGGAGGUCCUCAUUCCUCCCUACGAGACUUUCCUUGUGGUCAAUGCCUCGGUGCCGGCCCGGGGUCCAGUCCGUAUCUACCUCAAAGCCCAGGACAAGGCCAGCACCUUUAACUGCGAGUAUAUCAAAGAGAAGCAGUGCACUUCAGGACGUUGCAAACAAAAUAAUUCAGCAGCAGCAGUGAGGAUAGAGCCCUUCUCCCCAUCUCAGCAGUACCUGCCUCUGCUCUGGCUCCUCACCAUGUUGAUAUCUCUUGACCCUCCGAGUCUCCUCUGACGACCACCCAGACUCAUUGAUUUUCUUCAGCUCAGGAUGCCUGAGCUCAAUGCGUACAUGAUAAAUGUGUGCGAGUCAAGACAGAGCUGAAAGAUGGACCUGGCCUGCUAUCUUGGCACCUCAGUGCAGAGCAAUGGUGGAGACCAAAGUAUUCAUAAAGGUCAAAACUUUGGGAGGUUUAAUUUUUAGCCAAUACACUCCAGUAUUUGGCCCUAGAAGACUGGAGACCACAAUCAUCUGGAACUUCUCCUGUCCUGUGGCUAGCAAACUCCCAACCUGAUACUCCUGGACUCCCUCUGAUGUUGAAGUGAACACCCCUUUUCUUUGCUUCUCUGUUUAUGAUCUCAUACCUGUAUACAGCAGUGCCCCACUCCUUCCCCUUCCUAGUCUCCCCUGCUCUCCCCUUUACCUAUGUCCUCUGGAAUCCUCACCCUAUCAUUUAAAUUUUUUUUUUUAAUUUUCAAAAUACAAGCAAAGAUAGUUUUCAACAUUCACCCUUGCAAAA
This is a messenger RNA of Antechinus flavipes (yellow-footed antechinus), 1762 nucleotides long. It is a transcript of the gene ART1, whose product is annotated as ADP-ribosyltransferase 1. The record is from RefSeq and is a predicted model, not a curated record. Lineage: Eukaryota; Metazoa; Chordata; Mammalia; Dasyuromorphia; Dasyuridae. The transcript has 6 exons. Bases 277 to 1257 code for a protein of 326 amino acids. Gene Ontology annotation, molecular function: NAD+ poly-ADP-ribosyltransferase activity; NAD+-protein-arginine ADP-ribosyltransferase activity.